AUGGACCGACUCCCCUUCGCAGUCGUGGCCUUCACGAAUUUGCUUAGCGUGGGAACAGUCUACGCCUUGUCUACCAUCCAAGCAGAAAUACCACGACUGUUUGGAGUUUCGAAUCAAUGGAGCCUUUCGCCAUUUGCGGUCGCCUGUGCAGGAUUAUCCCUUGGUGUUCUGAUGAGCACAUCUAUGAUCAGGGACAGUGGUGCCUUGAAUGUUGCGACAAGAGGGACAAUUAUCUGGGGAGUCUCUGUCAUGGCUGCUGGAUACUCCCUGACCUCCUUGAAUCUCGCAGUUCUUCUCUUUUCAUUCUUUAUCGGUGGCAUUGGUGUUGGGCUGACAUACCUUGCCGUAUCUAUCCUUCUCAACCAAAGAUUCCCCGACAACAGGCUGGCUCGGAGCGCCCUCGGUCCUCUUGGUUUCUCAACUGGGGUAGCGGCUUGUUUGACUCUGGCUUCUCUUGCUUCGUUCAGUAAGAUUGAUGAAACACGACUUGGUCAGAUAACCUCUAUUGGUGGCAUAACAUUCACGGCUGCUUCAAUAACCACUUGCUACAUGUUGCCAGUGAGCACUGAGAAAGACUCUCUCCCUACUCGAAAUACCGAUACCAAUGCUAUCUCUUCAGAGAGAUUCUUCUCGAUCUUACUCUUUUUCAAUGCCUUGCCCGGAAUGACGGUCUUCGCCGCUCUACUACCAAUUGCAUCCAGGUACGGGCAAAACUCAAGCUGUGACUGGAUGCAAAUCUUGACUUGGAGUAUGAUCGCACUCGCUAGUGGUGGCAUUCUGGCACCAUUUCUAAGCGCAAGACUUGGCGCACGGAAUACCUUGACAUCUCUAUUCUGCUUACGAGGCAUGCUUAUUCUGAUGCUCUCUCAAUCUCGCGAGCCUCUCCUGGCAAUAAUCACCUUCUGUAUUAUUUUGUUCGGUCAUGGAGCCGGUUUCAGUAUUCUUCCAGGCUUGCUCAUGGCCCGCUGUACUCAAAUUACCCAAUUUUCUUAUUGCUAUGGUCGGAUUCUGGUAGCCUGGGGGCUAGCUGGAGUUGUUGGGUGUAUUCUUGAUGCGGCAUUGGUUUCUGUGACUGGAGAUGCUACUACUGUGAACCUUGUGCUUGGCUUGAUCACAUUUUCUUUUGGCGUGGUGCUAUACUUUGUUCCACGUGUGGGUGAUAGUGCUCUUGUUUAG
This is a messenger RNA of Penicillium manginii, 1176 nucleotides long. Its product is annotated as Major facilitator superfamily domain general substrate transporter. The record is from RefSeq and is a predicted model, not a curated record. Bases 1 to 1176 code for a protein of 391 amino acids. NCBI's taxonomy places the organism in Eukaryota, Fungi, Ascomycota, Eurotiomycetes, Eurotiales, Aspergillaceae. The transcript has a single exon.